AUGAUGUACGGAUCGGAGACUUGGGCAGCACCAUCAACGGUUAUGGAGAGACUUGACUGCACGGAACGAAAGCUGCUUAGACGGCUACUUGGCUACUUUUGGCCUAGGGUAUGUCACAAUAAAGAUCUUUACGCAGAAAUUUAUGUGGUAUAUCGGAGACCGGUAGAUCGGCUUGUUCAACGAGUUCUAAGGAGUUCGUCGGGUUCGAGCUGGAAGAAGCCACCUGGCCGAAAACGGAAGUUCUGGACUGAGGCGGUGAAAGAGGACCUAAGGACACUCGGCGUGGAUAGGCAGUUCAGGUAUCGAAUAUGUCGUACGCUACCGUAUAUUCUGGCGUUGCUCGCAAUUUGCACGAUGUACUCUUUGACAGUGGUUAUACCAGGAUGGAUAUUUGCAGAUAGUGCGCAAAUUGCCUUCUGCAAUCCACCGCUUGGAAAAUCAAAUGCUUGUCAAGAACUACGCAAAGUCAUUCGACGGUUAAAGGUUAUUAUGAUUGUUUUUGUGUUAUCAUGGUUCUUUUGUAUACUUGGUGUUGAUGUUGGUUACGCCAUGCAAUUUACGCCAGUUACUCUUUCUGUAUGGCAGAGUAAUAUGUUGGAAUCUGUUGAUCAAUGCUCUCACAGUAACGUGCUAGAGUCGGGUGAAAACAACAUGAAACUCGGUAGAAUAGGAAGGCGCCUUCGAUCGAAGCAUCAGGGUGGAUCUAGCGGCUGGGACAGAGGUAUUCUUUGCUCUGUUGUGUUACACACAAACAUUCUACGUUUGCAUCUGGCGUUCACAAGAUUAUCGAGCAGCGUUCAUCGAGCAGUGGUACCUUAUGACUUGCCAGGCGGGGAAAAGCAUUCGCUAUGCCCGUCGAGACUUCGCCAGUUGCAAGACGAGGAUGACUGCUCUCCAGAACCCGAAGGGAGCAGCCAUUGUAUAGAGAAGGGGAAUGAAAAAGUACGACUGACCGCGUACACAAUUUCACACCUCAUAGAAAUAUCGCGAGAGUACAAGGUGCCGUUGCGUCUCACUUCCAUCGAUUUGAAAAAAGCAUUUGAUACAGUUGAGACCGAAGCGGCCAUGGAGGCCUUGGAAAACCAAGGCGUCCCUACUCCAUACAUAAAGAAAGGGCUCCGUCAGACUGACACAAUUUCACCCAAAAUUUUCGGUGCCACUCUCGAGAACGCGAUGCAAGGAUUGGAAUGGAAUAACAUGGGAGUGGAAACAUCAAGCAUCAGUCAAGCGGAACUGAUGCUACCCGAAUUCGAUGAAACGUGUAAAAAGAUCGGUCUUCAGCUGGACCUAGACAAGAAGAUGUUAUUGAGAAAAGGAUGGGUUUCUGACGCCCCAUUCACGCUCAACGGCACGAAUAUAUCUGAAUGCUUCAGCUAUGUAUAUCUAGAAACGUGGACGUUUCGCAAGCAGGAGGAAAAUGUGAUCAGCGUCAUAGAACGUGGAACUGAAAUGGUAAUGUUAGGAGUAAGUUGCUUUACGCAAGUGGAGGAAAGGAUUCGAAGUGCACUCCUACGUCACCGAUUGAAGAUCAUAGACGCUGCCACAUAUGCCAAGGAAAGCAAAAUGAGAUACUUUGCAUCUCAGUGUUGUACUGAGCUGCUACAGCAACUACAGAACUCACGUCAGCUCAUCCUCAUGGCAACGUUGGAAGUCGUCAAAUAUACUGUUGCAACAGAAAUAUUUGUAUUCAAUGUGACGAAGGAAGCGGUAUUUCCGGCUAAGCUCUAUGACCAUCGACACGAUCUAGAUGUGCUUACUGCACCUGAACACCUGGCGGAAUCCAUCUUGUUCUUGGAGCUGGGCUUCGUACAGCGUCCUAGAUAUGCGCGUGAGGACGAUCUUAGUCAAUGCUCAGCAAGCAGGCAAGCAAGCAGCGGAGAGCUUGUUAACGCCACCUUUCUGCUUACAGUUGAUACAGUUAUGCGAAAAAAGUGUUAUUAUCUUAUUGUCCCGUAUAUUUUUGCAAUAAGCCAGCAAGCCAUCAUGACUCUUGUCAUUGCCGUUGAUUUACUUCUUGCUUUAUUAUUUCCUGUGUGGUAUCGAAUAUGUCGUACGCUACCGUAUAUUCUGGCGUUGCUCGCAAUUUGCACGAUGUACUCUUUGACAGUGGUUAUACCAGGAUGGAUAUUUGCAGAUAGUGCGCAAAUUGCCUUCUGCAAUCCACCUCUUGGAAAAUCAAAUGCUUGUCUAGAACUACGCAAAGUUAUUCGACGUUUAAAGGUUAUUAUGAUUGUUUUUGUUUUGUCAUGGUUCGUGAGUAUACUUGGUGUUGAUGUUGGUUACGUCAUGCAUUUUACGCCAGCUACUCUUUCUGUAUGGCAGAGUAAUAUGGUAUUCUUUGCUCUACUUUGUUACACACAAACAUUCUACGUUUGUAUCUGGCGAUCGCAAGAGUACCGAGCAGCGUUCAUUGAACAGUUGUACUUAAUGAGUUGCCGCAAGCCAAAACCGAGUGUUGAAGCGACGGUUUUCAAUUCUCAUGCAUCGAAAGUCUUCAAGUCGCCCUCCAAUGAUCCCAAAUAA
Molecule: messenger RNA, 2523 nt
Organism: Necator americanus (New World hookworm)
Lineage: Eukaryota; Metazoa; Nematoda; Chromadorea; Rhabditida; Ancylostomatidae
Exons: 17
Coding region: 1-2523 (840 amino acids)
Biological process (GO): G protein-coupled receptor signaling pathway
Cellular component (GO): membrane
Molecular function (GO): G protein-coupled receptor activity
Source: RefSeq, a predicted model, not a curated record